AUGACGAAGUGGCUCCUUCUCCUCCACCUCGCGCUCGUCCUGUCGUCUUGCAGUGGUGGUGCUACGUCUCCAGCAUUCGAAAAGCUGUCCGAGUUGAGAUCGCCUGACGAAGAUCAAGCUACGCCGCCAGACGUGACUGGCGAUGGGAAUGCGCUUCGUGCCGCCACCGUCCCCGACGAAGACCCUCUUGAAGAACGGGGCAUCGAUGGUGUUGCAGGAAUCAUGGGGAGACUUUCUGCCCGCGCGAACCCGUUUCUUCGCACCAGGCACAAGGAAAGCGUACCCGUGUCGGACUUGAAGGUGGAGGAUCUAGUCGGAGCUGCUAGAGUUUUAGAAGAGGCCUUGGUUUGGAAAGCUCGAUUUGCUCUUCUGUACUCACUCGGAUACAACGAAAAAACGGUCCGGGCAGCCCUGGAAGAGGUGGCGAGGACCCGUCAUUCUUUGUCUCCUUUGCAUGUGGACAUUAUCGCCGCAGCGUACGCCGUCUACCGCGCAGAGCAGAACGUUAUAGCGGCCGAACAAUUUUCGAAAUUGAUGAAAAAGCAUCCCUGGACCCGGACGCCCCCUUCGAACAACCGGAAAGCGGCGGCAGCCCCAUCAAACGGCCUGCAACUGGCGUCCCCUUCAAGUGACCAGAAACGGACAGCUCGAGCCAGCGGCGAAGAAGGCCCCUCCCCACGCAGUGUUCUGGAUCUGACUUCUCCACCCAGGGCUCGUAAGUACUCGAUAACACCUUUCAUCAGAGACCUGGCUAAAAAACAUGAUGCCCUACUUGAACAAAAACGCCUCGCCGAAGAGGUGAAGUCCGAGAACCUGAAAGAGAUGAACGAGGCCAUUGCGUGGAUGAAUGGAGAGAAACCGCUGUUUCAAAAGGCUCUAAAACAUCAUGACAUUCAACCAAGGGAAGGUCCUUACUAG
Molecule: messenger RNA, 918 nt
Organism: Hyaloperonospora brassicae
Lineage: Eukaryota; Oomycota; Peronosporomycetes; Peronosporales; Peronosporaceae
Source: the annotation of a GenBank genome assembly